CGCUUGUGCCUCUGCCUGGUUAGCAAAACCCGCUGGACACUGGGCACUGUCUUCAUUGUCCUCUCAGCCUGGACGGACGCUCACAGCGCCCUGUGGACCUGAGGCCCCAGAGAGGUGAGGACAGAGGACAGGCUGCAGGGAGAGCAGCCUGGACGGAGGCUCACAGCGCCCUGUGGACCUGAGGCCCCAGAGAGGUGAGGACAGAGGACAGGCUGCAGGGAGAGCAGCGUAAGACACAGCAGCCAGACGCCCCACCACUAUGAGGAUGGAAAAGAGCCAGGAGAGCACGUCGAAGGUGGCAACGACACAGACAUCUUCAAUCUGCCGAGAAAGUCGUUUGACCCCUGGGAACACCCCCAUUUCUCCGGUGGACAAGAGGAGCUCAGAUUUGGAGCCACAGUGGCAAAAACUCGAAGCUGGUGUCGGUUUGCAAAGGGAUGGCGAUGACAUUCCUCCAGGUGAAGAUGUGGAGCAACAAGAUGGAGAUCUGUCUGAUGAAGAAGGAAUAUUUUUGAAAGAGUUUCCCAUAAUGAAAGUGGAACUAGAAAUGGCCAUCAGAAAGUACCGUGCCCUCGCAGACGACAUCGACAAAACCCACAAAAAUUUCACCCAGACCAACCUGGUGACCACCUCGGUCGCUGUGGCCUCCGGAACCCUGAGCCUCCUGGGGUUGGCCCUCGCUCCGGUCACAGCCGGAGGAAGCCUGAUGCUUACAGCUGCUGGUCAAGGUUUGGGGGCUGUCGCUGGGGCCACCAGUGUGUUGACCAGCAUUUUGGAAUACCGUCACAAUAAACAAGCCCAAGCUCAGGUCAGCAGCGAAUUGUCUGCCCCUGACCCAAAGGUCGAGGAGGCUGUGGCCUAUGCCGUGAAGGCCGGAAAGACUGUCUAUAACUGUGGGAAAACCCUCAAGGAAAUCAGGAAGAACGUCAAGGCCUUGCAGGUCGCCAGAGCCCACCCGCGCCUGACCGCUGCCGCCAAGCGUCUCCUGGUCACUGGGGAAGCCUCGGCCCGCACCACCAGGAGGGUGCAAAGGGCCUUUAGAGGCACACCGCUAGCGAUGGGGAGCAGCGCUUUCUUGCGGAACACCGUAUUGAAUGGCCUCUUUCUGGGCAUGGAUUUGGACAGCCUCCUGAAGGACUGGCAGCAGCUGAAGCAGGGAGCCAGGACCGAGUUGGCGGACUUGCUGAGGGCCAAGGCUGAGGAGCUGGAAAGAAAGCUGGCAGAACUCACCCAGCUCUAUGAGGAGCUGCAGAAAUCGCGGGAUAGGAUCCUCCUUUGUUUGUGCACAAAAGUAUUCACUGGAACCUGCUCAACCAGAUUCCAUCAGGAAAGCAAGAGGCCCUGUCUCCCCAAGACCCCAGUUCUGGGCCUCCUUCCUGCCUUCCCCGCUCACCUACCUUAAACAUAUGCUUGUUUGGGUCGAUGUGUUAGCUGCUCUCUUGAAAGUAGUGCAUUGACAUUAAAUACAUUUUUUGAAAUUUCAGGACGUAAAAAUAUAGGGUGUGGAUGAAAGGGGCCACAUGCUGACCUGUAAGCUCAGGGGAGGCCUGCAUGGCGGUCUUGCAAACUCAGAGACCUAAAGGAACCACAAAAGAUGGCCUGAAAUUACACUUUAACUAAAAGCAGUUAUGGUGGGCAGUUACGUCCUAGGCCGGUAUCUUCAAUGACCUUAACCCAAUGACCUUAACCGAGCCCGUCUGUCUUUUUGCAUCUCUGAUAACAUACCCUUGACAUGUCUGGGUAACUUGUAACUUCCCUUUUUAUGGAGCCCCUGGGGCACAACCAAUGUGCUGGGCACCAGGACAGAUACCACAAAUGCCUUCAUUAUCUUGUUAAUUGUUCCUGC
Messenger RNA from Myotis daubentonii (Daubenton's bat), 1846 nucleotides. It is a transcript of the gene APOL6, whose product is annotated as apolipoprotein L6. Gene Ontology annotation, molecular function: lipid binding. Gene Ontology annotation, cellular component: membrane; extracellular region. NCBI's taxonomy places the organism in Eukaryota, Metazoa, Chordata, Mammalia, Chiroptera, Vespertilionidae. Gene Ontology annotation, biological process: lipid transport; lipoprotein metabolic process. The record is from RefSeq and is a predicted model, not a curated record.